Exophiala viscosa is the source of this 2422-nucleotide messenger RNA. RefSeq lists its product as uncharacterized. Gene Ontology annotation, biological process: regulation of DNA-templated transcription. The record is from RefSeq and is a predicted model, not a curated record. Lineage: Eukaryota; Fungi; Ascomycota; Eurotiomycetes; Chaetothyriales; Herpotrichiellaceae. The coding region runs from base 60 to 2150 and encodes 696 amino acids. The transcript has 3 exons. Gene Ontology annotation, molecular function: DNA-binding transcription factor activity, RNA polymerase II-specific; zinc ion binding.
GUCCGGAACUCCAUCGAUCCAUCGCAUGAGCGUGUAUCCCAUGAGCUGAGGCAUCUCGAAUGCCUUCACCACCUGUUGACAGAAGGGUGCGUGCUGGGGCAAAAAGCUGUACCGAAUGCCGGAGAAGAAAGAUCCGCUGCCUAUGGGCAACGGAGUCAGACAGUCAGAUCGGCUCCAGGCCAAUGGCAUGCGUCGAGUGCACCAAGCAUUCGCGCUCAUGUGUCUCCCAGUCGGUCCAGCCUCGUGCAUCUUCUGCCCGCCACACGAGUGCGAAACAACGGAUCAGCCAGUUGGAGCGCGAAAUGGCCUCCCUUUCAGAACUCGUGAGGGAUAAGCAGAAUCCGUUGACUGGCUCUAAGACUCCCGGGUUUGGACCAACUCCUCCUGAUGAGCUCGAGGACGAACCAUACGAUGAAGACGUGGACGACACACGACCUCCAGCUCAUCUACAACUCCUCUUCGAUCACCUCGAUGGCGAGGAUCGCACGUCGAAGCAUCAAACUCUCGGACAGCCAUCACGCGGAGCAUCUGAAGCUGUCAAACGCAACGCGCGAUCGAGGCUGCAACUACUCUUGCCAUCAGCAGACGAAGUAUGGCAAGUCACCGAAUUUGCCCCUGCAUGGAUGUCAUUCUAUCAUUCUCUUUUCCCGACGUUCUUUGCUUAUAGGACAGGGGAACAGCUCAGGCUGAACUAUGACCCCAUGUGCAGCCCUGACGCCCGUCCAACGUCAGUCGCUAUGUACUUGGUUUAUCUUGCAAUCACAUCGCAACAGCUUCCCACAGAUCGAAUGGUACAGGGCCCAUUUGCCAAAUACCGCAGCGUAGAGGACUUUGUGGAUUCUGUCUGUACUACGGUUCGAGAGACCAUCGUGGACAAUGAUGAUUUUGCAGGGACCGAGGAAGGCCUGGAACUCACCGUGAUUUUCAUCAGGCUUCUAAUGGGUCGCGGAAGCAUCAAGUCUACCUGGCUGAUAUUUCGUCGAGCAAUCGCCCUUGGUGAACUGAUUGGGUUGCCCCAAGCAUUCCAGGAGGUACAAGCUGCGCGGCAGUCCGCACAUUUCGGUCAAGCAAGCAUCGCAGCCCCCUCCGAGCAGAGCGAGCUGAAAGCUGGACUCUGGGAUGCGAUUUGCGCCACCGAUCGCAAUUUCAGUAUGAUGCUAAACAUUCCUACCGGCACAGCCAGAUACAAAUUUCCCCUUGACGAGUCCAUAUGGAAAGAUGGUCACAUCUCGGCGCAGGCAUACAAUUAUCGAUUGUCCAAUGUUUGUGCCGCAGUGUUCGAGAUCGAUGAACUCUUCAUGCGUCGAGCCCCAGAAGCCGAAUGCUAUGAGAAGGUCCUCAACGCUGACCAGCAACUCCGGUCUCUAAGAGCAUCGGCGAGCCAAGACUGGUGGCAGGCGUCCAACGAGAAGACGCUGGCUGAGCAAUGCGUUGGAUUUUGGCACCACUAUAUCCUAGCUCGCGUCCAUCUCCGGCCAGCUAUGGUGAAGGACAUCGACGGCCAGUACACAUACAGUCGCAACACCUGUUGGGAUGCUUGCCAAAGCGCAAUACGACAGUUCGUCUUGUUUCGAUCGUGCGUGCCUUCGGGAUUCUUCGUUUGUCGCAUUCUUGAUGUGCAAGCCUUUACGGCCGCCACGUUUCUUCUUCUCAACUCCCAAGGACGUUCAGCUAAAGAAUAUACCUCACAAGGAGGCAUUGACAAUAGCUUGGAUAACGGAUACCUCCUUUCACAGGUGACGGACUGCUUCAGGAGCGUCGCCACCGAACCCGGCUCAGAUUUUGCUCGAGAAGCCGUCGCGGCAUUGACAUCUCUGCGUUCCUUAGUGCACGGAGACCGAUCUAAUCGAACCACCAUGCUCACGCUGAAGAUUCCAUUGCUUGGCAGGAUACACAUCGAUGCUCCAGAAGUUCAGGCUGCGAGGCAGAACUUAAUUGUCGCCGACGAUUCCGCCGCGAACACCAACACCGAAAUGCAAGCAGACGCUGACUUCACUCUCGCAGGUCCGGCAACGAUGGUAGACCCUUUCAGCAACCUUGAUGACCUCUCCUGGUCCUUUCAAUUUGAUAGCAAUCCAUAUUGGAGUCAGGGCCUGACAACCGACAACUUUGGAAUGGCCGACGACAAUUCCUGGAUGGGAGGCUUGUAAUGAAGAGAUUGAGCAGAACAUGCGGGAGUGUCUUACACCAACAUUAUCAUGACGGACUGCGGACGAGUCUACAGGCAAAGGCCGCAACCCAAAUCAUGGCGAUCUAGACGCCGGACUGGACGAGUAAUGCCACCAACGGACGAAGUGUCAAUUUCUAGAGUUCGUCCGAGAUCCAUUGGAGAUCUCGGAUCGCGGCCGGUCAACUCAACGCCACUGCGUCACGUGGACGGCUCCGCCGAUACCUCAACUGUGCACCGGACGAGACGCUAUCC